UCUUGUGAAAUAUCAAUAUUUCAGAUUGAUGGUCGUGGCUCAACAGGGCGUGGGUGGAGAUACAGAAGUGCUAUCUACGGUGUUCUCGGUUCGGUUGAAGUUCAGGAUCAGAUUGAAGCUUUGAAAGCAGUCCUGAAGAAACAUCCAACUCUUGAUGCGUUGCGAGUCUCAGUUUUCGGCUGGUCCUACGGUGGUUUUGUAGCUGUCAAAAUGCCGGAGGUAGCACCAGAAGGCUUUUUCAAAUGUGCCGUCGCAGUGGCACCGGUGAGAAACUUGUUUAUUUUGGAUGCCACAUAUACGGAGCGAUAUAUGGGAGAAGCUAGAAUGCCAGCUUACGAAUCCGGCGACAUCACCUUUGACGUUUCUCAUUUCCGAAAAACUCGCCUCUUACUCGCUCAUGGAUUGCACGACGAUAAUGUCCACUUCCAAAACAGCGCUCUGCUUAUGGAAGCUUUACAGAUUCAAGAUAUUGAUUUUGAUUUGAUGCUCUAUCCCAAUCAGGACCAUUCAAUUUCACGGCGUAAACACUUGUAUCGCAAAAUUGCUGCCUUUUUAGAUCGAUGUGCUAGACAAUAA
Haemonchus placei is the source of this 576-nucleotide messenger RNA. Lineage: Eukaryota; Metazoa; Nematoda; Chromadorea; Rhabditida; Trichostrongylidae. The record is from the annotation of a GenBank genome assembly.